Pteronotus mesoamericanus is the source of this 1386-nucleotide messenger RNA. RefSeq names its product fibrinogen C domain containing 1 (gene FIBCD1). The record is from RefSeq and is a predicted model, not a curated record. The transcript is spliced from 7 exons. Bases 1 to 1386 code for a protein of 461 amino acids. NCBI's taxonomy places the organism in Eukaryota, Metazoa, Chordata, Mammalia, Chiroptera, Mormoopidae.
AUGGUCAACGACCGGUGGAAGACCAUGGGCACCGCUUCCCAACUUGAGGACCGGCCUCGCGACAAACCUCAGCGGCCGAGCUGUGGCUACGUGCUGUGCACGGUGCUGCUGUCGCUGGCUGUGCUGCUGGCCGUGGCUGUCACCGGCGCGGUGCUCUUCCUGAAUCACGCACAUGCUCCCGGCACGGCGCCCCCACCUGUCGUCAGCACGGGGCCCGCUGGUGCCAACGGCGCCCUGGUCACUGUGGAGAGAGCGGACAGCUCGCGCCUCAGCAUCCUCAUCGACCCGCGCUGCCCGGACCUCGCCGAUGGCUUCGCCCGCCUGGAGGACGCCCAGGCCUCCGUGCUGCGGGCGCUGACCGACCGCCCGGCCGAGCCCCAGCUGGUGGGCGAACAGGACAGGGAGCUGCUGGACUCGCUGGCCGACCAGCUGCCCCGGCUGCUGGCCCGGGCCUCGGAGCUGCAGGCGGAGUGCGCGGGGCUGCGGAGGGGCCACGGCACGCUGGCCCAGGGGCUCGGCGCCCUGCAGAGCGAGCAGGCCCGCCUCGUCCAGCUCCUCUCCGAGAGCCAAGGCCGCAUGGCUCACCUGAUGAACUUGGUCAGUGACAUCCUGGACGCCCCGCACAGGGACCGGGGGCUGAGCCGGCCCCGCGUCAAGGCUGACCUGCAGAGGGCGCCUGCCAGGGGAUCGCGGCCCCGGGCCUGUGCCAGCGGCUCUCGGCCCCGCGACUGCCUGGACGUCCUCCUGAGCGGCCGGCAGGAGGACGGGGUUUACUCCGUCUUCCCCACGCACGACCCCGCCGGCUUCCAGGUCUACUGCGACAUGCGCACGGACGGCGGCGGCUGGACGGUGUUUCAGCGGCGGGAGGACGGCUCCGUGAACUUCUUCCGAGGCUGGGAGGCGUACCGGGACGGCUUCGGCAAGCUCACAGGAGAGCACUGGCUAGGGCUCAAAAGGCUGCACAUGCUGACGGCGCAGGCGGCCUACGAGCUGCACGUGGACCUGGAGGACUUCGACAACGGCACAGCCUACGCCCGCUACGGGAACUUCGGCGUGGGCCUGUUCUCGGUGGACCCCGAGGAGGACGGCUUCCCGCUCACGGUGGCUGACUACUCGGGCACCGCAGGGGACUCCCUCCUGAAGCACAGCGGCAUGAGGUUCACCACCAAGGACCGUGACAGCGACCACUCAGAGAACAACUGCGCUGCCUUCUACCGUGGCGCCUGGUGGUACCGCAACUGCCACACGUCCAACCUCAACGGGCAGUACCUGCGCGGCGCGCACGCCUCCUACGCCGAUGGCGUCGAGUGGUCCUCCUGGACCGGCUGGCAGUACUCGCUCAAGUUCUCCGAGAUGAAGAUCCGGCCUGUCCGCGAGGACCGCUAG